This is a messenger RNA of Pseudonaja textilis, 2313 nucleotides long. The record is from RefSeq and is a predicted model, not a curated record. NCBI's taxonomy places the organism in Eukaryota, Metazoa, Chordata, Lepidosauria, Squamata, Elapidae.
CAGAGUGACGGGGGAAGCGUUUGGACUGCCGGACGGAUGCCUUUCAUCUUUCCGUCCCGGUCUCCGCCGUGAGUACAACCCCGGCUCCAAACGGGCAAGAGAUUCCCUUUAUCAUCUGAGGAAGGGAGAGAUUCCGGCGCUUGGUCCUUUCUGCUCCGCUCUUUCCCCGCGAGGGGAUGCAAGUGAGGGAAAUAACAGGUGUGACCUGGAAGAAGAGCUCUCGGUUUCAUGAUGCCUCCGAAAAGGUCCAGAGGGAAACUUCCUCAGAUAUCCACUCAUAAAAGACGCCUGAAGAGUCGGUGGAAGUUGGAAGAACAGCAGAAGAGCCUCCUACUGAGAGAAGACGAGAAAGGGAAAGCAGGCGCCCCCAACAAAAGGGCCGGGAAGCGAAAGGGCACCACCGCCCCCCAGAGAAGUUACUCGGGGGAGAAUCCUAACAUCUGCACGGAGUGCGGGCAAACCUUUGCGCAAACUUGGGAGCUGGUGAGCCACCAGAGGAUCCAUGCCGGAGAAAAGCCCUAUAAAUGCGCCGACUGUGGGAAAGCCUUCAGCAUCCGUUCCAACCUGAGCAGGCACCGGAGGAUUCACACAAGGGAGAAGCCCUACCUUUGCUCGGAGUGUGGGAAAAGCUUCGCAGACAAGCCGUCUUUGGAGCAACACGUGCGAGCCCACUCGCGGGAGGCUCCCUUCCAGUGUAUUGAUUGUGGGAAAAUGUUCAGCCAGAGUUCCCACGAGAAGAGGCCUCUGAAGAGCCCCCCCGGGAAACGGCAGAGCAGUUGCGCUGCCCCGGAGACUGCUGUGGUCUCCCCCAGCUCAGCUUCCGGACAUGCUCAGAGACCCAGAGUUUCCAAGAAGCCGGACUCUUCCUUUGAAAUCCCCCACACGUGUGCCGAAUGCUGGCAGAGUUUCAACCAGACCUCGGACCUGGUCAAACACAUGCGCAUCCACACGGGCGAGAAGCCGUUUGAGUGCAGCCACUGUGGGAAGUGCUUCAACGUCAGCUCCAACCUCAUCCGGCACAAGAGGAUCCACACGGGAGAGAAACCUUACACCUGCUCCGUCUGCGGGAAGAGCUUCACCGACAAAUCCACCCUCACCCAGCAUAACCGCAUCCACACAGGAGAGAAGCCGUACACCUGUAGUUACUGCGGGAAAAGCUUCAGUCGGAGCUCUCACCACAAAAGGCACCAGCGGAUCCACGCGGGAGAAAAUCCGGCCUCUCUCCUGCCUCUGUGGCCUUACCCUAACCAAAUGUACUGAGAGCCCUUCCAUUGGGCAGGGCAGGAUUUCCAUUAGGCAUUUGCAGUGGAUGGUUCAACCUGGGUGGUGCUGGGAUCCAGGGCAGGAAUGGUGUUUCGGAUCUGAUGUAUGGGCCACGCUCAUGCUACCUAUCAGUGGCUCUUUAAAGAAAAGCGUCACACCGCAAGGCUUGGAAAAGAUGUCAUCGUUUCUUUAAGAUAUUGUUGACCGGCAUGGCACAGCAGACCUAAAACACCUUUCCCAUUUUAGAUGGGAAGGCUAUACAGGUAGUCUUGGUUUAGCGUCUACCUUGUUUAGUAACCAUUUGCCGUUAUGACAGGGAUGAAAAAAAAAAAUAACCAGUCAGGACCAAUCUUUGCAUUUACAACCUUUGCAAGUCAGUCAAGCAAAGGAAAACUGAAGAAAGAUCACAAACACAGUGGUAUUUCACAACCACAUGGCUUAACAACGGAAUUGCUGGUCACAAUUGUGGUUGCUAAAUUAACAGCCAGUGAUGGCACAGUGGUUAAGGAUGCAGCAUUGUAGACUAGUUCUGCCAACUGCCAGGAGUUUGAUCCCGACUGGCUCAAGGUUGACUCAGCCUUCCCUCCUUAUGAGGUCAGUAAAAUGAAGACCCAGAUUGUAGGGGCCAGUAGGCUGGUUCUGUAAACCACUUGGAGAGGGCUGUAAAAGCAGUAUAAAGCGAUAUAUAAGUCUUAAGUGCUACUGCUAAACAAGGAUCACCUGUACAUUCUAUUAUUUACUCCAAGUGCAUCUAAAUGGCCCAAGGCAAACACUCACAUUCCACGACAGAUGAGAGAAAAAGGUUUGAAUUUUCAUCUGCCAAAGUCAAGACCAUUUCCGUGAAUGGGAUUCCAGCUCUUUCACCAAAACUCUUUGUUUCUCUUUUGCAGGGAUUCCUGUUCCAUCUGGACUUUUCCUUCCAGAAAUCUCUCUUGUUUUGUCGAUGGCAUCUCAAAUAUGCAGACAGAUUUUGUAACUGUUAAUAGAAUAUUAUUGUAAUUUAAUAAACAGGUUUAAUGCAUGAUGUUUAUAGAUCGAACUGGUGCUGUU